This is a messenger RNA of Cercospora beticola, 1422 nucleotides long. RefSeq names its product MFS transporter. Gene Ontology annotation, biological process: transmembrane transport. Lineage: Eukaryota; Fungi; Ascomycota; Dothideomycetes; Mycosphaerellales; Mycosphaerellaceae. Gene Ontology annotation, molecular function: transmembrane transporter activity. The record is from RefSeq and is a predicted model, not a curated record.
AUGGCCACGUCCAAUCAGCCGGAGCGACACCUGCGCGAAGAUGAGCAAGAGCAAGAUGAAGAGCAAGUCUUCAGCGACGACCGUAACGAUCCACCGAUUCGGCGAGUUAUUGGUAUCGUAGCCCUCAUCGUCCUCGGAGAGAGUCUUGCGGCUACGAUCUUAUUUCCCUUCAUCGUAUUUAUGGUCCGGUCAUUUCCGCAUAUCGAAGAGGAUAGAGUUGGGUGGUACUGUGGUUUGAUCACUUCAUCGUACUUCAUUCCGCAGAUGUUCCUCGCACCCGUUUAUGGGCUCAUAAGCGAUCGGAUUGGAAGGAAGCCGAUUUUGAUCUUCGGAUUGCUGGGGGCGUCGAUAUGUACGUUUAGAUUUGGAAUGGCGCAGAGCUUGAUGGCUGCCAUGAUUUCGAGGGCGUGUGCGGGAUUCUUCAAUGGCACAGCUCCUGUCUCUCGAAGCUGUGUGGGCGAGUUUGCGAACCAGGUGGGAUUGAACAAGGCCAAGGCUAUGGGGAUUUUCGGGUUCUGUUUCUCGCUGGGCUCGAUCAUCGGUCCAUUGAUCGGAGGGUAUUUGAGCAAGCCUGACUUUAGUGGACCAGCGGGCGCCUUCGCAGAGUACCCGUACCUUCUGCCGUGCGCUGUGUUGACAGUGUACAAUUGGUUCACAGCUCUUGUGACAUUCUUCUGUCUACCAGAAACGAAUAUACACCGGAAGCCACUACGAAAGGUCCAAGUUACGAAGCCGCCGGAGGAGCAACCAUUGCUUCCAUCAUCAGAGAACUCUCGAAGUCGGGCACAUGUGUCGGCUGUCUUUCUCAUCAUAUUGGGACAAGGUAUUCUCGCCCUUCACGCCGUUGUCUUCGAUGAGAUGUAUCCCGUGAUUGCAGCGUCCGCUCCACCUAUCGGAUAUGGCUUCACCGCGAAGCAAAUCGCUCGCUCGCUGCUGGUUCUCGGUCCAUUCGCAAUCUUUACACAGCUCGUUUGUUAUCCUUGGCUGAGCAAACGAGUCUCAUAUGUGAAUUCGUGGCGGAUUUCUUCAGUUUUGUUCUUGUUCAUCUAUGGCAUCUUCCCUUUCAUUCCUGGACCGCAGACAGCGCCGGCUUGGCUAGAGUGGACGUGCUUGCUUCUUGCACUUUCUGUCCGCAUCGCAGGGCUGGUCAUAGGGUAUACGAGUAUAGCGGUCUUGGUCAUUGACAUUGUACCACCUCAGCAGGUUGGUAUGUAUGUUGGCUUCUCGCAGACUGCAAUGUCCGCAGGGCGAGCAAUUGGUCCUGCGCUCGGAGGCAUGGCAUGGUCUUGGGGUCUUAGGAACAACCUGCCUGCGCCAUGGGACGAGCAUUGUCUGUAUCUGUUGCAAAUGUUCCUGGCGUGCUUGCAAUUCCUGACAUCAUUUGGAUUGAAGGCUGCUCGGGACUCGAUGAUGGCCAAGUAA